Didymodactylos carnosus is the source of this 510-nucleotide messenger RNA. Lineage: Eukaryota; Metazoa; Rotifera; Eurotatoria; Philodinida; Philodinidae. The record is from the annotation of a GenBank genome assembly.
AUGGUUAUUAUUAACAAAGGCAUAUGUGCUUUUGAUUUUAUAUUGGAUGCUUCAGAAGAUUUCAGUUAUUGUCCCAUGUGUAGUGAACAAGUUCAACCAACGAAAUAUGGAUUUAACCGGUGUGAAUGGAAGAUACGUGGAGCAUAUACUCUCAGAAAACGCGGCUUUAAUAAACUUGUAGAGCAAGAUUUUGUUAGUAUCAAAGACUCGUAUCAAUUAUUUGACUUUGACUUCAGUAUUCCAUGGCUAACAUUCGCUAUUGUCACAAGACCGAAUUCUUUUGUGAAUAAUGAUAAAUCAACAGUUGAUAAAGUAGAGUAUAUUGAACUUAGCAAAACACAUGGUGAAACAUGUGCAAUAUGCUUAUCGGAUAUUAAACACGAAGACGAAUGGGUACUGCCAUGUAACCACGUUUUUCACAGUGAUUGUAUCAAUAAAUGGCUUCAUUCUGGCGAAGAUGGAGCUGAAUUAUGUCCGUUGUGUCGAGAAGAUAUCUCAUUAUACUCAUGA